Molecule: messenger RNA, 618 nt
Organism: Cylindrotheca closterium
Lineage: Eukaryota; Bacillariophyta; Bacillariophyceae; Bacillariales; Bacillariaceae
Source: the annotation of a GenBank genome assembly
AUGGCUUCGUUGGAGGUGGCGAAAGUCACGGAACAGGAUGUGACCAUCCACCUUGAACACGAACGGGACACUGAGUGCGACUACGAAGCCCUCACUGCGAUUGAGGUUGACAUCCUUGUUCGUGGGAAAAUAGUCGGAAAGAUUUCUGGUACACGAAUCGAAAGAUUAGCGAUUCCAGAUGGAUGCUUUUACUCCGUGAUGGAUGAACACAGCAGCGACUUGCAGUAUGUUGCUGUGAACCUUUUCGAGCCACGGCGUGGAAGGACAAAGCUCCAUUCUCUGCGGGACGGAGGUGAUCAUCCCGAGCUCGCUAUUCUUUACAUCAGCAGGCUUGAAGUGAAUGAAGAGUAUACGGUGUUUGGAUCAUCAGAUGUGGGAGCGUAUGUUUUGCGAAAGUUGCUGCAUCAUCCAUACAUUAGAUCAAAUGGGAUGUCGCAGUUCGCUAACGAGUGGCUUACUUCUAGCUGUAUUUACAUCUUGGAUAGUAACACACCUGCGGAUAGAAGUUAUGCGAAUCAAUUUCUCCGCAAUGGUUUUCGUCAAGACAAAGUUGUAGUAGGCCAAGGCGGCGACCGUUUCCGCGUUGCCGCACGUACUAUAGCCAUCAACUUGGACUGA